CAAUUGUCAUUCAUUCAGUACGUUGAGUACGUCGUACGCACGAGCGGAGUGUCGCGAGCUAGUAUAAUUGAUUUUUGUCGUGUUUAAUCACAGUAACAAUGUUGUAUUAGUGUCGUAUAGUGUAUAAGAGGAGUGAAUAAUAUGGCUUAUGAUAUUACGUGGAUUAUCCCGCGGUUGCGGAGCCCGGGACGGCUGUGGACGUGUGCGAGCUCUAUAACCGUGGCUGUUGUCGGACUAUUCAGCAAAUUUAUCGUAGAGUUCCUGAACAAAACGACAGUGUACAAUAAGGAACAGCUCACGGCAGCAAUGAAGAGGCCGCCGGGCGUGCCCCUCAUCACAGUCUCCAACCACCACUCGUGCUUCGACGACCCCGGUCUCUGGGGCGUACUAGACGUAGGAACGCUGGCGGGCUCCAUGGGCCGGCGCAUGCGGUGGUCGCUGGCGGCGCACGACAUCUGCUUCACGAACGCGCUGCACGCCGCCUUCUUCGCGCUCGGCAAGUGCGUGCCGGUCGAGCGCGGCGCCGGCGUCUACCAGCCCGCCAUCGACUUCUGCAUCGAGCGGCUGACGAGGGGCGAGUGGGUGCACAUCUUCCCCGAGGGGCGCGUCAACGUUAAUAAGGAGCACAUCCGGUUCAAGUGGGGCGUGGGGCGCAUGGUCGCGGAGUGCGCGGCGGCGGGGCGCGCGCCGCUCGUGCUGCCCGUGUGGCACGAGGGCGUCGACGCCGUGCUGCCGAACACCGAGCCGUACAGGCUGCGAGCUGGCAACCGCGUGUGGCUCGCCGUCGGCCAGCCCGUGCCGCUCGCCGGCCUGCUAGCGAGGUUAAAAGAAUCAAACGCGAGCGAAGAAGAGACGCGGCGGGCGAUCACAGAACGCGUCCAGAACGAGCUGAUCCGGUUGCGGAUGAAGACGCACGAAGCACUCAAACACGCGCUCGGCGCGUCGCACGCCUUGUUCGCUGACAGGUCUGUUUACGCUACAGCAGACGCGAGCGGACGGACAUCCUGACGCAGCCCACAGACACGCACGGCGACAGCGAGCACGCACACACGCACAGCCACACCAACGGCCGCGAGAAGGAGACGGACAGAGAGAAAGACAAGGACGUCUAAUUCCCCCGCCACAAGUGCACUGCGGGUCCCGGCUAGCGGGUCCUGCGAGAGUCGCCCGAGACGCCACUUCCAGCGAGAAAAGGUCAUUCCAAGAGUUUUUUUCACAGUAAAUGUGCAAUUGCAAGCGGAGCGGGAAUUAUAGAAAAAUCUAUCUCCCUAGGGAGUUGUGAAAUUUCUAAGCGGGGCGUAAGAAUAUUACAAACCGAGUCUAAAUCGCUUCGGCAAUCCGUCGCGGUUUAACUUAGUCUCGUUUGCAAUAUUUAACUUCCGUCCCCUUUUUGUCUUAGUUAAGAUCUGUAAAGUCUUACAGUUAAAUUUUUGACAGGUGAUGAACAACUACCUAAAUCAGAAUUUCCGAAGGGAGAAAAAUCGAUUGUAACCCUUAAAUGCAUGACCUUGACUUGACAGAGAUUGGGUUAAGGAAUCAGGAUGACGAGAAUCGGUGUAAGAUUCUUAUGUGACCAUGAAAGUAAAUAGAUUGAGAGGGCUGUACGUUAUGAUUUAUGACGCGAUUUCUCGCCGCAAUGCCUCCAUAACGAGAAACAUACCUCAAAUAAUGCCUUUAUAAGAUUCUCGGAGAAAUCUCGAAGGACUCGAAAAUGCCUGUGGUCGCUUGUCGCUCGAAGAACUGGAUAUACAGCUAAAUGUAAGUGUGGCUGUGUCGAUAACGCAACCCUUGACUAUUCAGUUAACUAUGACAAUAGAUUAUUAUGAUUUAACAACUGGAGCGACGACCGACCAUUGCGCGAUGCCUUUGAUACCGAAACGGGCUUUGACAGUAUAGUAACUUGUUUUUAACACCAAAGUGUUUCGGGUAUCCAUAGGCGCAGUAAUCGCUUACUAUCAGGCGACCUGUGUGCUCGUUUGCCUCCUAUCGCAUAAAAGAAAGGAAAAUGAAGACUAUGUUUUGGCAAAAAAAAUGCAACUUUUAAAUUUUUCUAUUUUUUCGCGAAACUGUAAAGUAUAAGAAAAAUGAAAUAAAACUAUGGAAACGGAUUAAAUCGCGUAUAAUGAG
Messenger RNA from Leguminivora glycinivorella, 2127 nucleotides. RefSeq names its product tafazzin (gene Taz). Gene Ontology annotation, biological process: inner mitochondrial membrane organization; cardiolipin acyl-chain remodeling. Bases 142 to 1008 code for a protein of 288 amino acids. Lineage: Eukaryota; Metazoa; Arthropoda; Insecta; Lepidoptera; Tortricidae. The transcript is spliced from 7 exons. The record is from RefSeq and is a predicted model, not a curated record. Gene Ontology annotation, molecular function: 1-acylglycerophosphocholine O-acyltransferase activity. Gene Ontology annotation, cellular component: mitochondrial membrane.